UGGUAUUUUUUAGAAAAGCGGCAAAUAAAAUGUCCACAAUCCAUUAGACAAACUAUUCUUAAAGCUUACAUAUAUAAAUUAUUAUUAAAACGUAUUAACAUCAUUUUUAGAACUUACUUAGUAAACUGUUGAGGUGUUAGUGAAGUUCCUGUAGGCCCCCUAAUCCUCCCUGAAUUAGUCUGAACUAGGUUUCCAUAUAUAAAACACAGGCCUUCUGCAGUUAAGUCCAAUCAACCAAUAAAGAUGGAUGAAGAUGACGCCAAGGAAUACCGCUGGGAAACGGGUUAUGAGAAAACUUGGGAGGCUAUUAAAGAGGAUGAUGAUGGUUUCCUGGAGGCUUCAGUGGCGGAUAUUAUCUUAAGAGCAAAACGGCGGAGACAGAACCAAAAACAAGGUCACACUAAACUUGGAAUGAUGAGGCAUCUGUUCUUAAUUUUGGACUGUUCUGAAGCUAUGGGAAGUCAAGAUUUAAAACCUACCAGAAUGUUAUGUACAUUAAAGAUUCUAGAAGGCUUCAUAGAGGAAUUCUUUGACCAAAAUCCAAUAAGUCAAAUGGGAAUUAUUUUAAUGCAAAACAAGCGUGCCGAAAAGGUUUGCGAGCUGGCAGGAAAUUUUAGAAAACAUAUCAAAUAUUUGAAGACUUUAACAAAGACUAAUUUGGUUGGGGAGCCUUCACUUCAAAAUGGAUUAGAACAAGCAUUGUCCUCUUUAAAAUUAUUGCCAUCACAUGCCAGCAGGGAGGUCUUGGUUAUAAUGGGAAGCUUGACUACAUGUGAUCCAACUGAUAUUAGUGGUACAAUUGAUAAACUAAAACAGGAAGGCAUCCGUUGCUCUAUAAUUGGCCUGGCAGCAGAAGUUCACAUUUGUAGGACUUUGGCGACUGAAACAAAAGGCACCUACAAUGUUAUAUUAGACGAUAGUCACUACAAAGACCUUUUAUAUCAACAGGUAGAACCACCACCUGCAGCUGCUGCAUUGGAGUCUAGCCUGAUUAAAAUGGGAUUUCCUCAUCAAAUGAAUACGGAAGGAACCGAUGGACCACUUACCAUGUGCAUGUGUCACAUUGACAGUACCGAAGAAAGUAGUAAACUCAGUACGGGCGGUUACUACUGCACCCAGUGUUCCAGCAAAUACUGUGAGCUUCCAGUGGAAUGUAGAGCUUGCGGGCUAACUUUGGUCUCAGCACCACAUUUGGCCAGAUCAUACCAUCAUUUAUUUCCACCACCUAAUUACCAAGAAAUUCAGUUUGCCACCCAAACUGCCAUUUGUUAUGCUUGUCAGAAACCUUUUGGAGAUGCGGACAAACAAGUUUAUCAAUGCCUCACUUGUCAGAAAAUAUUCUGUAUAGAUUGUGAUAUAUUUGUCCAUGAAACACUCCAUACUUGUCCAGGAUGUGCGACGGAUUUGGCAACUUUUCAGCAGUCACACAGUUGAUAAAAAUAAUGUUUUUUUAAAUUAUAAGUUUUUUAAUAAAGUUUUUUUUUUAAA
This is a messenger RNA of Anthonomus grandis grandis, 1488 nucleotides long. RefSeq names its product general transcription factor IIH subunit 2 (gene Ssl1). Lineage: Eukaryota; Metazoa; Arthropoda; Insecta; Coleoptera; Curculionidae. Gene Ontology annotation, cellular component: transcription factor TFIIH core complex; transcription factor TFIIH holo complex. Bases 244 to 1434 code for a protein of 396 amino acids. The record is from RefSeq and is a predicted model, not a curated record. Gene Ontology annotation, molecular function: zinc ion binding. The transcript has 7 exons. Gene Ontology annotation, biological process: DNA-templated transcription; nucleotide-excision repair; regulation of transcription by RNA polymerase II.